AGUGUGCCAGUCUAUUCUAGCAGCACAACUGCUCUGUGUGCAUUUAUUUCUUUCUAAACAGAAAGCCACGUUGCCAGUGGCACAUUUCUGUAUAGUCCAUUCUUAAAAAAGAAAAAAAACCUGCUGCCUCAGACAUGUGGCUCCUUCUGUUAUUACUUCUGUCUAUUCUGAUCCUGGUGUACAGAUGGUACAGACAAAGUCAGAUACUAGAGAAUCUCUCAGAUAAAUAUGUGAUGAUCACAGGAUGUGACUCUGGCUUUGGUAACCGAGCAGCAAAACAACUGGAUCGCCGUGGCCUAAAGGUGCUGGCAACUUGUCUGACUGAGAAAGGUGCUGAGGAGCUGAAGAAGGAGACAUCCAGCAGACUGCAGACUGUGAUCCUGGAUAUUAAUGACAGUCAGAGAGUAAAGUCUGUUGCAGAGUGGGUCUCUAGUAUUGUUGGAGAUGCAGGACUCUGGGGCUUGGUAAAUAAUGCUGCAUUUGGCUUUGCACUGGGGCCAAAUGAGUGGCAAACUAAAGAGGAUUUUGCUAAAGCGCUGAAUGUGAACGUACUUGGAACAAUCGAUGUGACAUUGAAUCUGUUGCCACUCAUCAGGAAAGCCCAUGGGCGCAUUGUUAAUGUUGCUAGUGGUGCAGGAAGAUUGUCUAUUGCUGGUGGAGGAUAUUGUAUUUCUAAGUUUGGAGUGGAGGCUUUCUCAGACAGUUUGAGAAGAGAAAUGUGUAAUUUCGGGGUAAAAGUGUCCAUUAUAGAACCAGGUGCUUUUAAAACUUCAAUGUGUGUCUAUGAACCUCAUUUUAAGUACUUGGAGAGACUGUGGAACAAUCUUCCUCCUGAGAUCAAGAAAAGCUAUGGAGAACAGUAUUACCAGCAAUCUGUUAAAGCCAUAGAACAUUUAACUGUAUCUGGAAGUUCUAAGUUACACAUGGUCACUGACUGCAUGGAACAUGCCCUGACUGCUGUUUAUCCGUGGACACGAUACUCCCCUGGAUGGGACGCCAAGCUGUACUAUAUCCCUGUCUCAUACUUACCUACUGUAGUAUCUGAUUAUAUUGUCUCUAUUGGUGGACCAAAAGUAGCUAAAAAAGCAUAAUAAACCCACAAAUUAAAUGUUUGAUCGACACAUUAGAUCAUGUGUAUUUCAAUUAAAUAUUGAUUCCAUCUACAAGUAAACCCUCAUUUUACAAUGGUUAAUUUUACACUGAUUCAUAAGCACACCAUUACAGCAAUUAUAACAUGCAGUUAUAAUGAAGUGUAACAUAAGAAAAUUACAUAUUGUACAUUAUACAAAUGUAUGUAAAUGAUUAUUUUAAAUGUUAUCAUGGUUAUAACAAUAAGGAUAUGUAUUAAUGUCCAAGAACGUUGUUAUCCCAAAGAACCCUCAAUAGGAGAAGGCGUAACACAGGAAUAAGGUCUCUAAUGAUCUUCACGAAACCUCUCAAGGAAUAGAGAAUAAUAUAGUGAAGUCUGUUAGGCACAUAACAGGUAUAUCAGAAGGAUGAGUACUCACACGUCAGAGAGCUAUUACUCAGCUCCUAGUGAACAGGCAAUUUGGUACAAAGCCCCACGACUAUCAGCUACCUUUUGCUCUUGCACAAGAAAAAAAAUGUACAUUGCUUAAAACUGUAUAUAUCAUAAAUCAAUAAAUCUAUUAAAGGACUAA
Molecule: messenger RNA, 1661 nt
Organism: Bombina bombina (fire-bellied toad)
Lineage: Eukaryota; Metazoa; Chordata; Amphibia; Anura; Bombinatoridae
Product: retinol dehydrogenase 7
Exons: 5
Coding region: 135-1091 (318 amino acids)
Molecular function (GO): oxidoreductase activity
Source: RefSeq, a predicted model, not a curated record